This is a messenger RNA of Acanthosepion pharaonis, 867 nucleotides long. The record is from the annotation of a GenBank genome assembly. Lineage: Eukaryota; Metazoa; Mollusca; Cephalopoda; Sepiida; Sepiidae.
AUGCCUCUGCUUCUUCUCUCACCCUUUGCCUGUAUCUUCUCAUUCUCUCCCUUAUCCAUUUCCAAUACAACUAAGAUUAUCCAUUAUCUCAUGCCUCUGCUCUUCUCAUUACCCUUUGCCUACUAUCCAUUAUCUCAUGCAUCUGCUCUCCUCUCACCCUUUCCCUGUAUCUUCUCAUUCUCUCCCUUAUCCCUUCCAAUACAACUAAUUAUUAUCCAUUAUCUCAUGCCUCUUCUCUCCAUCUUUGCCUGUAUCUUCUCAUUCUCUCCCUCAUUAUCCUUUUCCAAUACAACUAAGAUUAUCCAUUAUCUCAUGCCUCUUCUCUUCUCUCACCCUUUGCCUGUAUCUUCUCAUUCUCUCCCUUAUCCUUUCCAAUAUACAACUAUGAUCCAUUAUCUCAUGCCUCUCUCUUCUUUUUUGCCUGUAUCUUCUCAUUCUCUCCCUUAUCUUUUCCAAUACAAUAAAGAUUAUCCAUUAUCUCAUGCCUCUAUCUUCUCUCACCAUUUGCCUACUAUCCAUUAUCUCAUGCCUCUGCUUUUCUCUCACCCUUUGCCUGUAUCUUCUCAUUCUCUCCCUUAUCCCUUUCCAAUACAACUAAGAUUAUCCAUUAUCUCAUAUCUUCUGUUCUUCUCAUCCUUUGCCUGUAUCAUUUCUCAUUUUUCUCCCUUAUCCCUUCCAAUCCAAUUAACAAUUAUCCAUUAUCUCAUGCCUCUUUUUUCUCUCACCAUUUUGCCUGUAUCUUCUCAUUCUCUCCUUAUCCUUUCCAAUACAACUAAGAUUAUCCAUUAUCUCAUGCCUAUGCCUCUUUCUACCCCUUUGCCUGUAUCUUCUCAUUCUCUCCUUCCAAUCCCUUUCAAUACAGAUUAA